This is a messenger RNA of Monodelphis domestica (gray short-tailed opossum), 6989 nucleotides long. It is a transcript of the gene DENND5B, whose product is annotated as DENN domain containing 5B. Gene Ontology annotation, molecular function: small GTPase binding; guanyl-nucleotide exchange factor activity. NCBI's taxonomy places the organism in Eukaryota, Metazoa, Chordata, Mammalia, Didelphimorphia, Didelphidae. The record is from RefSeq and is a predicted model, not a curated record.
GGGCCAACCAGGUCACUAGUGAUCCAUGUCCAGGUGCCGCGGCCGCUGGCGGGGAGAGACCGAGGGGUGCGCCGCUCUGGGGCUCAGGCCGCUCUUUGUUCCGUUCCCCCUCCGAGUCCCAGAGACCCUCCCGGGGAAACAGAGGCAGGCUUCGUGGCCCGGAGAACGGCAUCGCCGAGCCCGUCGCGAUAAUUCUCGGGCAGCUUCAGUCCGUCCUGGCGGCCUUCUCUGGAGGGGGACUUGUCAGUCUGGGCUCUCCAUAGCCCCCGGGAGCCUGUGAACUUGCCUCCCUCGGGAAAGGCAGCCCCGGCCACGGGGUCUGGAGUGAGGUCUCUGCUGGGCUCUUCCCGGGUUCCUCUGCCUUGGAACUCGACCUGGGGGCGGGGGAGGGCAGUCUGGACAGCUCCCUAAGCAAGCAGUGAACUGUGGGCCCAGCAGGGAGAGGGUCCAGCGCACUCUGGGUGCUCUCGGUCCCAUGUUCUCCUCGCUGCGUCUUUGCAGUGAGUCUCCCCGAGAUGGUCACGGGGAGCGCGGGGAAGGGCAUCCCCAGCCUCAAAGCCCGAGCACGGAGCCCUGGAGCUUGGGGUGCCCCAAAGGAGAAAUGACUCCGGAGGGUAGGUUUCGGGAAGACUCCCCCUGGCGUUUCCUAACUAGGUGACCUUGGCUGAGUCACUUCGCCUCUUGGUUUUGAAGAACUCCCAAGGACCGCCAUUUGUGGUAGGGGAGGGUGACUUGGGGGGAGCCUGAGCCAGUCCCUUCAUUUUCUCAGGCACAGAGCUCAGGGGGCCUAGCGAGUGGCGCUUUCCCACUCUACAGUCUGGUGUGUCCGUGCCGGGCUCUGCCCACGCACGUGCCAGGAGCUCGGCCUGCUGGUUGCUCCUCUGGGCCUCAGGCUUCCCAUCUGCAGAAUGGCGAGGCUGCCCUGAAGUUGCCCCUCCCUCCCCCUCUAUCUAGGACGUCUGCAUUUUCCUUUUCUCCUGGGCUCCUCCAGGGGGAGCUGCGGGCCCUUCAGUGACUGUCUCCUGCGUAGCCGCGAGCCGCCUCGGCAGGAACUCUCCGCCCGCCCGCCAUCCCGCCGCAGCCGCCGCCGCCGCAGCCACAGCCACAGCAGCCGCUGGGCCGCAAACUCCCGGAGCUCGGGACAGCGUCAGGCGCGCUCUGGAUCUGAGCCUCCAGUGCGCGCACGCGCUCCUUUCCCCGCCCCCGCCGCGCAGCGCCGACCCGAGGCCUGCGCUCAGCUGGCGGUGGAGGCAGUGGCGGUCCGGACUGCUGCCAGGCCGGAGCGGCGUCCCAGGCAUCUCAAGCUGCCGUCUAUGGAGGCGCCGCGGCCGCCCUAGGACCAGAAGGCGCCGGGCCCCCGGAGAGCAUGAGCGGGAGCGGCGCGGCUCCGGGCCCGGGCCCGGCCCCGAGCCGCUUCGCCCAUUACUUCGUGCUGUGCGGGAUCGACUCGGAUAGCGGCCUGGAGCCCGACGAGCUGGCGGGAGAAAACUUCGACCAAAGUCCUUUGAGAAGAACUUUCAAGUCCAGGGUUUUGGCCCACUACCCGCAGAAUGUAGAAUGGAACCCCUUUGACCAAGAUGCAGUAAAUAUGCUCUGCAUGCCCAAAGGGCUGUCCUUCAGGACUCAAAAGGACAGCAGAGACGCUCAGUUCCACUCCUUUAUCAUCACCCGGGAAGACGGCUCGCGCACCUACGGCUUCGUGCUCACCUUCUUCGAGGAAGUGACCAGCAAGGCCAUCUGCACGGCCAUGCACACCCUGUACCAGAUGCACAACGCCGAGCGCGGCCGCGGCGCCCGCGCCUCCUCCUCCGGCAGUCUGGACUCCCUCGGCGGCGGCCCGGACGAGGGAGACGCGACGUCCCUCGCGAAGCUGCAGCGCGUCGACUCCUACGACAUCGGCCGGGACACCCUGUACGUCUCCAAAAGCAUUUGUCUCAUCGCCCCUCUGCCCUUCAUGCAAGCGUGCAAGAAGUUCCUCCUCCAGCUCUACCAGGCCGUGCGCUCCCAGCAGCCCCCCCCGCUGCCGCUCGAGAGCUACAUCCACAACAUCCUUUACGAGGUGCCCCUCCCCCCCCCGGGAAGGUCGCUCAAGUUCUACGGGGUGUACGAGCCGGUCGUCUGCCAGAGGCCCGGACCCAACGAGCUCCCCCUCUCCGACUACCCCCUCUGGGAAGUCUUUGAGCUGCUGGGCCUGGAGAACCUCGUUCAGCUCUUCACGUGCGUUCUCCUGGAAAUGCAGAUUCUCCUGUACUCGCAAGAUUAUCAGCGCCUGAUGACCGUGGCCGAGGGCAUCACCACCCUCCUGUUCCCCUUCCAGUGGCAGCAUGUCUACGUGCCCAUUCUUCCAGCCUCCCUCCUGCAUUUCCUGGACGCUCCCGUCCCGUAUCUGAUGGGCCUCCAGUCCAAGGAAGGCACCGACCGCUCCAAGCUGGAACUUCCUCAGGAGGCAAACCUGUGCUUCGUGGACAUUGAUAAUCAUUUCAUCGAGCUGCCUGAGGAAUUCCCACAGUUCCCUAAUAAGCUGGAUUUCAUCCAGGAAAUCUCCGAAGUCCUCCUUCAGUUUGGAAUCCCCCCUGAAGGGAGCCUGCGCUACAGCGAGAGCAGCCUCAGACUCAAGUCUGUGGUUCUGAAGGACUUGGCCAACGACAGGAAGAACGGAAACGUCUCUGCCAGCACGGCCCACGUGUACGAGUUCCUGAAAGGCAACGAAACCAUCGCCCGCCUUCAGGCUCUCACCAGGAGGACGGGCGUCACCGUGGACCCGGCGGCCCUCCCCCCCUGUCUGAGCGAGAAGAGCUUGAAGCUGCAGUGCGAAGAGGCCGAGAUGCGGGACUACAAGCUCAACGUCCAGCUUCGGGAGGUCUUCGCCAACCGCUUCACCCAGAUGUUCGCCGAUUACGAGGCCUUUGUGAUUCAGACGGCCCAGGACCUGGAGUCGUGGCUGACCAACAGGGAGCAGAUGCAGAACUUUGACAAAGCCUCCUUCCUGUCCGAUCAGCCCGAGCCUUAUCUCCCAUUUCUCUCACACUUCAUUGAGACGCAGAUGUUUGCCACCUUUGUGGACAAUAAGAUUAUGUCCCAGUGGGAGGAAAAAGACCCUCUCCUGCGCGUCUUUGACUCCAGGAUCGAGAAGCUGAGACUGUAUAAUGUCAGAGCCCCGGUUCUGCGGACGUCCAUUUAUCAGCGAUGCAGCACUUUAAAAGAAGCAGCCCAGGCCAUCGAGCAGCGGCUGCUGAAGCUGGACCACAGCGCCGUGCACCCCCACUUGCUGGACAUGAAGAUCGGGCAGGGCCGAUACGAACCGGGCUUCUUCCCGAGGCUGCAGGCGGACGUCCUGACCACCAACAAUAAUCGCUGGGUUAGCCGGAGUGCCACAGCGCAGCGCCGGAAAGACCGCCUCCGCCAGCAUUCCGAGCACGUGGGACUAGACAACGACUUGCGGGAGAAAUACAUGCAGGAGGCCAGGAGUUUGGGGAAGAACCUGAGGCAGCCCAAACUGUCCGAUCUCUCUCCGGCCGUGAUCGCUCAGACCAACUGGAAAUUCGUGGAAGGCUUACUCAAGGAGUGCCGCCUCAAGACGAAACGCAUGUUGGUGGAAAAGAUGGGACACGAAGCGGUGGAGCUGGGCCACGGCGAAGCCCACAUCACGGGCCUGGAGGAGAACACGCUCAUCGCCAGUCUGUGCGACCUGCUGGAGAGGAUCUGGAGCCACGGCCUUCUGGUCAAGCAGGGCAAGUCGGCCCUGUGGUCGCACCUGGUUCAGUAUCAGGACCGAGACGAGAAGCCGGAGCCGCCGGCGGAAUCCCCGGUUUCCCUCGGACCAGAGAGAAGAAAGUCCGAGUCGGGGAGCUCGUUGCCAACCCUUCGGGUGUCUCUCAUCCAGGACAUCAGGCACAUCCAGAACAUGAGCGAGAUCAAGACGGACGUGGGCCGCGCGCGGGCCUGGAUCAGGCUGUCGCUCGAGAAGAAGCUCCUGUCUCAGCACCUGAAGCAGCUGGGCUCCAGGCAGCCGCUGACCAGGAAGCUGUACAAGCGCUACGCCUUCCUGCGCUGCGAGGAGGAGAGGGAGCAGUUCCUGUACCACCUGCUCUCCCUCAACGCCGUCGACUACUUCUGCUUCACCAGCGUCUUCACCACCAUCAUGAUUCCCUACAGAUCGGUGAUCAUCCCCAUUAAGAAGCUAAGCAACGCCAUCACCACGUCCAACCCGUGGAUCUGCGUGUCGGGCGAGCUGGGAGACACCGGCGUGAUGCAGAUCCCCAAAAACCUCCUUGAGAUGACCUUCGAGUGCCAGAACCUGGGAAAGCUGACCACCGUCCAGAUCGGCCACGACAACUCGGGCCUGUUGGCCAAGUGGCUCGUGGACUGCGUCGUGGUCCGAAACGAGAUCACGGGACACACGUACAGGUUCCCGUGUGGGCGGUGGCUCGGGAAGGGCAUCGACGACGGAAGCUUGGAGAGAAUCCUCAUCGGAGAGCUGAUCCCGUCCAGCGCGGAGGAGGAUCUGGGGAAGCAGUGCCGGACGCCCCCCCAGCAGAAAUCGCCGCCCGCCGCCCGGAGGCUGAGCAUCCCGGCUCUCACCGGCAAGAUGAGCGGCCGGCCCAGCGCCGGGCAGAUCCAGGAAGGCAUCGGGGAGGCCGUGAACAACCUCGUCAAACACUUCCACAAGCCUGAGAAGGAGCGGGGGAGCCUCACCGUCCUGCUCUGUGGGGAGAGUGGCCUGGUCGCCGCCUUGGAGCAAGUUUUCCAUCACGGAUUCAAGUCUGCGCGGCUCUUCCACAAGAACGUCUUCAUCUGGGACUUCAUAGAGAAAGCAGUUGCUUAUUUUGAAACAACUGAUCAAGUUGAGGACAGUGAAGAUGAAGUCCUUAUCCAGAAGUCAUCCUGCAAAACCUUCUGCCACUAUGUGAACGCCAUCAAUACUGCCCCCAGGCACAUCGGGAAGGACGGCAAGUUCCAGAUCCUGGUUUGUCUUGGCACAAGGGACCACCUGCUUCCCCAAUGGAUCCCGGUCCUGGCUGAGUGUCCUGCCAUCACCAGAAUGUAUGAGGAAAGCGCGCUCCUCCGCGACCACAUGACCGUCAACUCCCUCAUCCGCGUGCUGCAGGCCAUCCAGGACUUCCACAUCGUCUUAGAAGGGUCCCUGGUCAAAGGCGUGGACGUGUAGCUGCUUUUCUCCUCGCUCUUUCCUGCUUCCUGGCCGGCGUCGGCCCUCCCCAGACGAAAGAAGGACAGCAGAGGGGGCUCGUGCAUCCGGGGAGGCGCCCUGGCACCAGGCUUUUGUCUGGGGAGGGCCGGCUGUCUGGCCUCGCCGUGGUAGCGAAUCACUGGAAGGACGCGUCGCCCUCCCGCGGAGGAGGCGCAGCCCGCUGGGCUUCCUCUUCUGAGUGGGGGUUCAGGGCUGCCGGAGCUCAUCCUCAGCGGAGACGUGUCCAAAAUAGAACACUUGCGUGUGCUGGCUGUGUCGGGAGCUUUCUGAGAACGGAGAGACGAGGAGCUUCGUGAAGGCCGGCCGCGGCGCGCCGCGGGACCCGCGCCAAGAAUCCGGCCCUUCCUCCGCACCCCAGGAAAGUGGGGGUCCCUCGCAUUGCCUUUGGGAAGCAUCUGCACUGCUGGGAAAUGGGCACCGCAGAGAGCCUCUCCGGGUGUGGCCCUUCCUGCUUUUUGGCGGAAUAGCAAGACCUGGCGUUAGCGGUCGCCCUGCGCUCCUCCAGGCCGCCUCAGUCGCCUCGCGCUGACUCUGGGCCUCCGCACCCGCCAAAUGAGCACGGAUGCUCGGCUGGCUCGCAGGCUGCGGAACGGAAGGGCGAGAAGGCGGCGUGGAGCGCGCACGAUGUUCCCAUUGGCAGGACGAGUGAUCCCAAAGGGCCAGAGGAGAGCGGGGGGAGCCCAGGAGAGAAGGGUCGGUGCCGGGGCGCCCUUUGAAUGCGCGUCCCUCGUGCGCAGGAGCCAGAAUGGGGCCGCUGGAAAGGGCGCCGGGCUGCCGCCUCCUUUCCCAGGCCGCCCCCGACGCCCCCACCUCCUCCUCUACCUCCUCCCAAUCUAUGCAGCUCCACAGUAUUAUUGGCCGCUUGACGGCCCUCCGGAACCAUCGCCGCAGAAACGCAGCCCGAGAGGGCAGCCUGAGGUCCGGACUGAGCCCGGAGCCGUGCCACGACGUGGCGGCCACUCCGUUCUGUGAAACGUCUACUUGAAAAUGCCUCCUUUCCCCUCCUUGAACGUGGCGGGAAGGGCCUGCGGGGAGCGGCGCCCCCUGGAAAAAGCAAAGGAAAGACGCCGCAGAGACCCCGUCCCGAGUCCCACCAUUGGACCGAGCCAUUCCCGGUGCCCGUCCCGCUUUGUUUCAUCUCUGGCCUUCUGGAGGCGAGGCCUCCCCCCUCCCGGGGCACCCCCAAACCGAUCCACAGGCGUCCUCUUGGCUCUGGAAAGGAGCCACGAAGUCCUGCGGGAAGAGGGCUGGGGCGAGCGUUUGCCUUCAGGGUCCCUCUGCUUCGUGGCGGAGUCUUCCCAGAGCCUGUCCUCUCCCUCCCCUUCCCUCCCCUCCCCGCUGGCCAGCGCACGGGGCCUCCUACGCUCUGACCUGGCGAGGGGCUCCUGGAGGCGGCCGGGGUUCUCGGGGCCCCCAUGUAGCGUCCCCCGUCCUGGCACGAGGGCCUCGCCAAGCAAUAAGGGAAUUGUGGGUGUCUGGAGAAGGACCCGGAUUCCCGUCCACUUCCGUGGCGUCACUUCUCGUUCGCUCCCCAAGCAGAAGAGAGCCAAGAGCAAGCGAGCGAGCGUCUGGCCUCCUCCCGGGGUCUCGCGGUGCCAGGAAGCAGCGGAACCAAACCUAGAUUUCUGCAAGGGGAAGCGUGCUCGUCACGAGAAGACUGUUCUAACAAGCACUUUAACCUGCACAUCUCAGACGCUGUCUUGGGUUUUUCAGAUUUUGACGUACAUUUCAAUAUGGCUUUUCAUGCUAUUUUCUUUACAAAUAAAACUAUGGAUUAAAA